Messenger RNA from Capronia epimyces CBS 606.96, 1878 nucleotides. RefSeq lists its product as uncharacterized. Gene Ontology annotation, molecular function: zinc ion binding; DNA binding; DNA-binding transcription factor activity, RNA polymerase II-specific. Lineage: Eukaryota; Fungi; Ascomycota; Eurotiomycetes; Chaetothyriales; Herpotrichiellaceae. Gene Ontology annotation, cellular component: nucleus. Gene Ontology annotation, biological process: DNA-templated transcription. The transcript has a single exon. Bases 1 to 1878 code for a protein of 625 amino acids. The record is from RefSeq and is a predicted model, not a curated record.
AUGAAGAGCGCCCGCCCAUACCGGUCGCAUCGAUACCCUGCAUGUACUCGCUGUCACCAGCGUCGCUCUCGAUGUUUAGUCGAGGUCCCCGGACAAGCUUGCUCGCGCUGCCACCGACACGGCGUCCCCUGUUCAUUGGCCAACACCAAGAAAGAUGACAGCCAUGGCCAUGAAUCCCAGUCACCCAAGAUCGGCUUCAUUCACCGGUCACUCCUAGCCGACGCCCGGUCUCUAGAGAGUAAUGCUCGUGUCGUCGGGCCGGUGAUGGCGCGCGACACCCAGAUUCUAGAACAAUAUCUCCACCUCCCGCCCGCCAGCACCAACGGUCGGUCGAUCCAACGAGAAACCCAGCAGCAGCAACCCAUCUACCAGGUACCUAUCCCACCGCGGAUGCCGAGUCCCACGGGGUGCCAGUGCUCGAGAAAUCUUCCGCAGGAGCUACUAGCCCAGGUUGACCCUUUCCUCGACAAGCUGAUGUCGAAUUACUUCGAGCACAUCGAACCCUGCUUUCCCCUCACCGACGAACACUACAUCAUGACCCGGAUCCAGAAUCGCAGCACCCUGCCCCAGACGUUCUUAGUCAUUCUCGUCUCUCACGCGCUGUUCUACUGGGACUUGUCCCCGACACUGACCGCAUAUGUCCGUCCUGAUCAGGACCUUGCCUGGCAGACCUCGGUGGCGUUGAACGCGGCCAGCCUACAAAAAGGCGACAUAGCCACCAUCAGCACCAUUUGUAUCGGUACUUCUGGACGACCAUAUCAACGUCUCGUUCACAACGUCGCCAAUGUGGCCCGCACCGUGGCUCUGGCAUAUACCAUCGGACUGAAUCAUGACUGUAGCGAGUGGAAGAUCCGAGACUUGGAAAAAAGACUACGUUGGAAGUUGUGGUGGGGGCUACUGAUCCAAGAUCGGUGGCUGAAUUUCGCUCAAGGCACACCUCCCUAUGUCUCCAAGGAUCAUUACAACGUACCUAUUCCCACGGUCGAGCUCCUACUCACCCCGAGCCGAGCCGACUCUCUAAGAGAUGUCCGGGCCGCCGAAGUGUAUAUUCAACUAUGUCGGCUUACAGAACUCAUCGGCGACGUGUUGCCGUUGAUCUACUCUUUCCGUGCCAAAGACAGCACCGAGCAGAUAUCCCAGUUAGAGAUUGCCCUAGACCAGUGGAUGGAGGGCCAACCUUCCUGGCUCGACCUGGGGGACUUCUACGAGCGACCAUCGGUGCCGGGCCUGGUGAAUCUACAACUUUCAUAUCUCUCGGUAAGAAUGCUCCUCCGACGGAUGGCGUGGCAUGAAAUUAGCCAGCACGAUAGCCACUGUGAGAGCCAGCGUGACAGCAAUCCGCCCUCGUCGUGGCUAUUGGCUUGCCAGGUGGCGGCGGGCAACAUCGUCGGCUUCGUCACGUCGUUAAGGAAACACGACCUAAUAGCAUUUUGGCUUCCCUAUAACGCCCACCACUUUACCUCGGCGGUAACACUACUACUCCGCUGCGCGCUCCAGACGAGUGACACCAACGUACGGAGGCAGUGUAUGACAAGUGCACGCGCUCUGGUCGACUGCCUUCACAAGUACCAGGAGGAGGACAAGUGGGAUCUAGCCGAGACCUGCCUAUCUCAGAGCGAGUGUGUGCUGAAGAGGAUCGAGGACUCGCUCCCGUGCACGCUAAAUGACACCCCUCCUACCAUGCCCAGCCACUCCGUCGCCGUCGACACCCAAAGCCAUUUCAAAGGCGGAGCUGUGGAUGAGGCCAUGCCGGAGGAUGUGUCUACUAUGCAGCAAGUGCAGGACUCCAGCCUCGAAGAGCUCUUCCCGGAAAUCUUUGGUGACUGGCCCAGCGACAACUUCUUUAUGGGGCAGGGUGAUUUCAGCUUUGGCGAUUAG